CUCAUGCUUUAAAGUUUGAAGUACCGGCCAUAAAAUUGGCAACCAGUCGGAUGGGGAACCAUAAUGUCCUAUUCCUCAACUCUAUAUAGCUUCAAGGCUUUCAUGAGCAAAUCUGUUAUGCAUCAGUUGCCUUCUUCUUAACUUGAUGAAUCUAAAUUUCACCUGUGAAAGAUUAUAUAUGUGAUUUCGCUCACUGUUUGUUCUUUUGGUUUCUGUUCUUUUUGUCAGCCCUCUUUUGAUAAAGUUGUGCCCCCAUCGUUUUUCGAGUUAGGUCUAGCAGAACUAGUCUCGGUAUACAGUGAUCUCUGGAAAUUGGGAAGCCCUCCACCAGUUAUUGAUGCAGCAGACCUUGAGCAAAACCCUGAGGUUGGUAGCGUCUGCUAAAUGUUCUUAUACAAACAAAAGCUUCUGUCCUUCCAUUUUCAGUUUUUUUCUGCAACAUUAUGCUUCUAUUGGUUACUGGAGAUCUAUCACGAUUGCCAAUCAACUUUCUACUCCUGCAGGCUACACUGCGUGGUCUUUGUGAAGACUUGGAUAUACCUUUCCAGAGCUCAAUGCUCAGGUUAGCAGUCACAACCCAAUUUGAAAGCUUACUUCAUUUCGUUUCAUGUCCUAGUUUGAGUCCGCUUCUUGGUUAUAGGAUGCUUUUCCUAUACCAUGGCUCCAGAUGAGAUACUCGAUCUAAUCACAUUUGCAUAACUUAACCAUUUAAAUAUUUUUGGAGUAUCUUCUUAAGAACAAUUAAGUACCCUCCUCAAAGUUAGGGGAAAACAGUGAUUGAUGAGUUAGUUAGGUGUCUGAAUUUUUCAUUACGCUAAGCAUUUGCUUGUUUGUAUAGACACCUAGCAGUUCUGUCGCGGGUGAAUUCAAUAGAAAGCUUUAUGACUACUUCAUUGCGUAGAUUUAUUUCAAAAUCUGAAAUGUGUGUUUAUGUCAAUUUCUUUAUUUAUAUAAUGUCAGCUGGGAAGCUGGUCCUAAAGCGUACGAUGGAGUUUGGGCUCCAUGGUGGUAUAAGAGUGUGCAUGAAUCAACAUGUUUUGCCAAAGUGAGAAAGUAUCCCAUGGUAUGCCAUUAGUAUUUUGUUUGAUCUCCAUGCCAUUUUCUCUUCGAAUUAAUUGCCCUAACCUAUUCUCUUUAUCUUGCUUCAUUCGUAGCCAUUUCCAUUUGGCCUUUAUGACUUGUUGGAAGAAGUCUUGCCUUUGUACAAUGUGCUUAAACAUCGCGUAAAGCGUUCAUCAAACCUUCUGAAGAGCCCGCUACCUGCCCCUGAUCUUCCAGUGCCUGAAAAUGAGAAGCUUCUAGCAUGGGUUGGAGAUGAGAUCCUUCCCCGAGAUAGUGCCAAGGUAUACUCACUAUUAUAGAAGAACUUGAGAGUUUAUUCGGUUUCAAGAGUCACUCUUUCCUGAUGCCUUCUCAUAUUUUGGUUUUAGGUAUCUGUGUUCGACUCGGUUGUCCAAGGAGGCAAUUCAGUGUGGGAGGGUCUACGCGUUUACGAUGGAAAGGUAUUUAGCUCGAGGAGCAUUUAGACAGGUUAGUUAGGAUGUUGCUUCUGUGUCCUUGGGAAGUUCUUUUAUUCCGUGUCUGCAGAGUCGAUAUCCUGAUCGUUUAAUUGAGAUUCAUGCGACUUUCUUCUUUUGAUAAAGGAUGUUUGACUCAGCAAAGGCUUUAGCUUUCAGUAAUGUUCCAACUCGGGAUGAGGUGAGUUUUAAGAAGCUCCCUCAAUUUUUUUUCCCUGGAAAAUUUCGUUUCUUGUUGAAUUACGUCUUUGUAGAGAAUUGAUCUAUUCAUUUUGGAUUAUAUACAGAUCAAGGAAGCCAUCUUCAGAACUCUUGUUAUGAAUGGAAUGUUCAAUAAUGCACACAUACGAUUGUCUCUUACACGUGGAAAAAAGGUCGAUAAUAGAUUAUCUUUCGACAAGAGAUACAACUCCAUAUCUUUCUAACAUGCUAAAAGACGUGAAACAUAUACAAACAAAUAUUGAUGAACGACAACUGAAUUGCAUUUAACCUCAUUUUUGUUGAAUUUUCUUUUACCCCACGUUACUUCAGGGAUGAGCCCUGCAUUUAAUCUGUAUGGAUGCACGUUAAUUGGUAAGUUCUUGGGCCGACUUAAUAUGCAAAAAUAGCUUGUUCGUUAUCUAAGUUGCACCGUGGUUUUGGCUUGACAGUACUUCCUGAAUGGAAACCCCCUGUUUAUGAUAAUGCACAUGGCAUAACUCUUGUGACUGCUACCACAAGGCGGAACUCACCAAAUGUGUGUUUGAUGUUUACCUAUCGUUUUUUCUUUGAUUGUAUCAUUAUGCUUACUUCUUGUGAAAUGCCAGAAUUUAGAUUCAAAGAUUCACCACAACAACCUUCUUAAUAACAUCCUUGCUAAGGUAUUUGAGAUGAUAAUUUUUUUUACUCAUAUCUAAUUAUUUCAAAUACUGAAAAGAAUUCUAGUUAAGAUUGAAUGUACUUGCUUGAUUUAGGUAGAAGGGAAUAAUGCAUCAGCUGAUGAUGCCAUCAUGCUUGACAAGGAUGAUUACGUUUCCGAAACAAAUGCUACGAAUAUUGUGAGUCUAUGUCCCCCCUCCCCCCCCCCCCCCCCCCCCCCCCCCCCCCCCCCCCCCCUCUCCAGUCUUGGGAUUACUACUGUGAUACCAAGCAAGCAGUUUCUUAUUUAUUGGGAUACCAUAUUGACAAGGUGGUGACUGUUAUGUUUGUGUACUCCUUUCCAGUUCUUAGUGAAGAAAGGUCGUGUUUUGACACCACAUGCUGAUUAUUGUCUCCCUGGCAUCACUAGUGCUACUGUUAUGGAUGUUGUGGUCUGAGGAGAAAUUCGUAUUAGAGGAGCGAAGGAUCAGCCUUUCAGAGUUUCACACAGCAGACGAGGUAUGGACCACUGGAACAAUGGGGGAGAUUACCCCGGUGGUGAAGAUCGAUGGACGUCAAAUUGGUGAUGGCGAAGUGGGGAGCGUCACGAAGAGGAUUCAACGAGUUUACAAGAAUCUCACGCACGACUUUGGGGUGCCUAUCCCUACCUACGAGAGAAGCUGAAUGAAACAUAGCUUCUUGAAGUUAAGUAUACUAUUACUCUGAUGCAAAAUCUGCAGAGGGGAGAGAGUGAGGUUACAACGAGUCAUGUAAACAAAGUUCAAACUAUUUCCAACAUUGAUCUCUUAAGAGCCUUGGACCGAACCUGGCGUGAUUGUAAGUUUCAACAAUCAAAGCUAAGUGCAUUGAUGUAGACUUGUCUUUGAUGUAGACUUUGUAAGUUUCCAACCACUUAGCUUUGAUGUAGACUUCUUUCCAAUGGCUAUAAAUAAAUUCUUUUUUAUGAC
This is a messenger RNA of Linum trigynum, 3322 nucleotides long. Lineage: Eukaryota; Viridiplantae; Streptophyta; Magnoliopsida; Malpighiales; Linaceae. The record is from the annotation of a GenBank genome assembly.